AGUGAUCUUCGAUUGGUAUUUCAGAAAAAAGAUUUUACGCCAAAAUUGACAACUCAAGUGAUUGCUAUAAUUCAAUUUCCAGGUCUAGAAUCACUUCCCAUGGAACUUAAAAUGCAAUUGGUUGAAUAUGGAGGAGUUAUCGCCUUUUCUUCUUUACAACAUCGUUAUUUUGAACUUCAAGACGCUUGUUGA
Entrophospora candida is the source of this 192-nucleotide messenger RNA. NCBI's taxonomy places the organism in Eukaryota, Fungi, Glomeromycota, Glomeromycetes, Entrophosporales, Entrophosporaceae. The record is from the annotation of a GenBank genome assembly.